Vigna umbellata (rice bean) is the source of this 2114-nucleotide messenger RNA. NCBI's taxonomy places the organism in Eukaryota, Viridiplantae, Streptophyta, Magnoliopsida, Fabales, Fabaceae. The record is from RefSeq and is a predicted model, not a curated record.
CUUGAUGAACUUGAUCCUGAGAUACAGACCAUUGUAUUACUAAGUGAUGCUUAUGGAGCUGAAGGUGAACUGGGCAUUGUUUUAUCUGAGAAAUUCAUGGAACAUGAUGCAUACUGUAUGUUUGAGGCUUUAAUGAACGGGACUCUUGGUUCAGUUGCAAUGGCUGAUUUCUUCUCUUCCUCACCUAUAUCCGGGUCCCAUAGUGGCCUUCCUCCUGUGAUUGAAGCUUCUAGGGCACUGUAUUAUUUGUUGUCUCAGGUAGAUUCAUCUCUUCAUAGCCAUCUUUUUGAUCUUGGAGUUGAACCCCAGUACUUUUCUCUUCGAUGGUUGCGAGUUUUAUUUGGUCGGGAAUUUUCACUUGGCAAUCUUUUGAUCAUUUGGGAUGAGAUAUUUGCAUCCGAGAAUAACAGCAAUGGAAAAGGUUCUGAUGACUGUGAGUUCAGAAUCUUAAGUUCACCCCGUGGAGCAUUUAUCUCAGCCAUGGCAGUAGCAAUGUUACUGCAUUUAAGAUCUUCACUGCUUGCAACUGAAAACCCUACAAGGUGUCUCCAGAGAUUAUUAAACUUCCCUGAAGAUAUUAAUAUCCAAAAACUACUAGAGAAGGCCAGAUCUUUGCAGGCUCUUGCUCUAAGUGUUGAUAUUUCAACCUCGUCACUUUUGUAUAUCGGGUUCCAUUACCAAAGUAAAUCGAAGUAUAGUAGAUCUGUGACCCUUCCAUCUGAAUCUCUGUCUCCGAAAGCUCCCCUGAGUUUGGUACCUGAUAGCUACUGGGAAGAAAAGUGGAGAGUUGCCCAGAAGGCUGAAGAACAAAGGCAAGAUGGUCUAGAAAAACAGGUUCCCACUCGGAAAAAGGGAUGGACGGAAAAAGUGAAAUUCAGUUUGAGAAGAGCAGAAUCUGACCCUCCUAGGUCAAGAUUUCAGAGUGGCAAAAAUAUUAGGCGCAAUUUGUUGCAAGAUCUGCGCAAGGCACUUGGCUCAGAUGAUGAUGCAGAGAAAAUGCAGCCAGAUGAAACCAUAUGCCAGAAUGAGAAUCCUUCUGAUGCAAUUCAAGUACAAGAAGACGGUAGCUUCAAUGGUGACAACAAUUAUUCAUCUGAUGAUAGAUCUCCAGGUGCACCUUUUGGCAGUGAGGAAGACUUGUCUAUAUAUUCUGACCCAACUAGCCCCCCCAAUGAGGCCAAUGAUGAUGAAAUAAUCUCAGGGAAAAUUAGUGUUGCAUCUAAUUCAUCCCUGGACGAACGCAAUGAAACAUCAGGCAUUAGUUCGCCAUUGCCAAUGCCCUAUCCUCCUCAGGACAUUUAUCAGACAUCGUUCUGCAAUACAGGAAAUUCUGAAUGCAAUGAAACUUCAGAUACCAGUCCCAAUGAUCAACCCCGUCCAAUCUCUGAUCUUCCUGAGAACAUUUCUCAGACAUCAAUCAGCAAUACACGAAAUUCUGAACGCAAUGAUUCACCCCUUCCCAUCUCUUAUUCUCCUGACAACAUUUAUCAGACAUCAUUAUGGAAUACAGGAAAUUCUGAAUGCAAUGAAACUUUAAAUACCAGUCCCAAUGAUCCACCCCUAAAGUCAGGGUGCAAUAACAAUAAUGCUGAAAAUAAAGCCACACCUCCUAAAGAGAAAAAGCAUAAUAAGUUCCAGUGGCUUUGGCCCUUUGGACGGAAUACUGUUGAGGCUAUAUCUGAGAAAGCUGGUGGUAGCUCUCAAAAUAGUGCUCCUCAAGCCACCUCAUCCACAACUAAUGACCAUGGUGGUUCUGUUAGCUCCAGAGGAGAAUCGGUCGACCAGAAUGUUAUGGGCACUUUGAAGAAUAUUGGGCAGUCUAUGCUUGACCAUAUUCAGGUAAUUGAAUCUGUUUUCCAACAAGACCGCAAAGGCCAGGUCACUGCCAUGACAGCUCUCAAAGAGCUUCGGAAAAUUAGCAAUCUUUUAUCAGAGAUGUAGAUGAAUCGUGUAUAUAUAUAUAUUAUAUAUAUAAAUAAUGUGAUUACAAUUCAUUAGGGCCAACGGAAUUAAGUUCUUCUGCUUCUUUCUGAACUCCACCAAAAUUUUGCAGAGAUGAAUUUGUAAAUAUAUUUAUUCGGGUUUCAUAAUAAACAGACCUGCAUUUAUGAUUA